AUGUUUAGUAGAAAGCCAGUCGAAAAAGUCUGGGUUACAGACUCCGAUCGCGAGAUCUCUACCAAACCAAUAGCACAUCCUUCGGAUCAUUUGCUAGCCAAUGCUCCUAAGCUCGAGGAUAUACACAACAAGGAGCAGCAGGCUAAAUACGAUUUGGUGCUCGAUCAUUUUAUGAAGACCAAAUUGUUCCCAGUCACUGAGAAAGGGUCGGCUAAAGAGAAACUCAGGCCUCUCAACGAGUUCGAAAAAGCAUGGCUUUCUCGGCAGUGCUUACUGCGAUAUUUAAGAGCAUGUAACUGGAAGACGGAUGAUGCGAUAAAAAGGCUAACCAAGUCAAUUGGCUGGAGAAGAGAAUUCGGCAUUGCAGGAGGAGAGUUCGAGAUUCUCACCGAGGAUAAGAUCUCUAUGGAAGAAGAAACGGGAAAGAUUCGAGUGUACGGUUACGAUGACGAUGGUAGACCAUGUUUAGUUAUGUAUACGGGCCGUCAGAAUACUGACUCUUCAUUCCGGCAAAUCCAGGGAAUGUUCUUCCUUCUUGAGAAAAGUAUAGAUAUGAUGCCACAGGGUCAGGAUAAACUUGCACUCUGUGUGGACUUCAAGAAGUAUCCAGAAGCAUGUACUUCUGAGCCCAGAGUCCCAUCUGUUUCUGAGGGAAAGCAGGUGUUGCAUAUAUUGCAGUAUCAUUAUCCGGAGAGGUUGGGUAGAGCACUUUUUAUCAACAUUCCAUGGCUCAUAUGGGGAUUUCUUAAAAUCUGUUGGCCGUUUGUCGAUCCUUACACCAAAAAGAAGUGUAACUUUGACACUCCUUUCAACGAGUUUAUUGAGCCUGAGCAGUUGGCUGUUAACUACGGUGGAGAUGUUAAUUUUGAGUACAAUCAAGACGAGUUCUGGGAUGAUUUUAUAAAGAUAGCAGAGAAGAAACGGCAGAUUGUAUUGAAGAACUAUAAGAAACUUGGCGGAGGAAUUGGCCUUAGUGAAUGGGAUCUCCGAGAAGGAAUCGAUUUAGAUGCUGUUAAGUCAACUGUACCUAAAGCAUCUUCUCUAGAUUCACCCUCGAAUUCCCUUUCAAACUUGGCUUCGGACUCCUCCUCCGACUCAUCAUCCGACUCAUCCAUCUUCAUCGAGGCUAGCGAAACUCCCAUAUCGGCGAUUCAACCUUCCACUUAA
Molecule: messenger RNA, 1167 nt
Organism: Brettanomyces nanus
Lineage: Eukaryota; Fungi; Ascomycota; Pichiomycetes; Pichiales; Pichiaceae
Exons: 1
Coding region: 1-1167 (388 amino acids)
Molecular function (GO): phosphatidylinositol transfer activity
Source: RefSeq, a predicted model, not a curated record